Symbiodinium sp. CCMP2592 is the source of this 2145-nucleotide messenger RNA. The record is from the annotation of a GenBank genome assembly. Lineage: Eukaryota; Dinophyceae; Suessiales; Symbiodiniaceae.
AUGAGGUAUCACUGUGGCUUCGAGGGCGUGAACUACAUGCAAUCCAGAUUCCACACCGAGAAUGACUUCAACCGUUGGAUUCAGGGCAAGGUGCGUCAAGGUGGAACGCCCGGUGGCCAUUUCAUUACGAUGACAGACUACUUAGAUGCGGAUCCGAACGUCACCCAGCACAUCGUGCGCUAUGAGAAUCUGAAUGCAGAUCUGCGCUUUGUGCUCGGUCUGUACAACAUCACCUUUGAAAGACUGCGGCAUGAUAACGGCGGAGGAAAGCGGAUAUUCAGAAGAGGUAACGUCAGCAACGAGACGCUUGCAUACAUCCGUGCCUACUAUGCCGCGGACUUCGUCAACUUCGGUUACCCGUACUCACUUCGAUUGCUUAACCAGUUCUUCAUUGGUGUCUGCGACAACCCGGCGCAGGCAAAGCCGGCGGAGCCCGAGGCGCCGAGUAUGGAAUUCCUGCAGACGUUGAGGUCAAUUACAGGGGCUCUGCACACGUUUGACGAGGCGAAGAAGUUCGUUGGACUUGUCGGCGUCGCCGCAUUGCUUUUAGGAGUAUCGGCCGUUGCCGCCAAAGACAGCAGCAGCAGAGAUACUCACAUCGGUCUGUCAAGUUUUCGACGGCUUGGCUCUGAGAUUCUGGUGCAGGCUUUGCAAGACUUUCCUUGCCUUUGGAUUCUGGUGGAUCUGUGGAACACGUCGUUCGUCGUGGUGGACGUGCAAGAGUACGAGGAACUUCGGGCUGAGGCCCGGACGGCCCCGAUGCUGCGCAAAACGUGCCGGGAGCUUCGUCGCGAUUGGACUGACGCCGACAAGCUGGAAAAACAGCUACAUGUCCGGAGAAUUGUUCAGAGGGCCCUGAUGCGCCUGGACGCACAGGCCGAGUGCGGGAGCGGUACAACCUCCCAUCAGUGUCCGGACGAAGCAGAGGUCGAGAGCGACACGACGGAGUGCCUCGAUCAACCCCUCGAUCAGCAGACUCAAGAAGAAGAAGCAGGAAGGGUGUCUGCACCUUCUCCGAGCGAACUCGACAGCGACAACGGCUCUACGAAGGAGCUUCCACACCCUGCCCCUUGCCACGGUUCUGCGCGCGAGGUCGUGAUGAAGGAUGGUGAGCAGCCCAACAAGGAGGAAGAUCUGCCUGGAGCGCUCCGGGCCGAAAUGGGCGAAGUUCACGAGGGGACCUCAAGUCAGAUUGAGAUGCAAGAAAAGAAGCGGAAGAGGGGAGCCUCAAUGGACUCGAAGGGCGCGCACGGACCGGAAUCUGACGCUCAGAAGGCGCAGGCAACCAUGGAUCCUCUGCACAAGUCCUUCGAAACUCUGUCCGUCUUGUUGCAAUACCUUUCUGUGACUGACAUCUUGGCCUGGCGUCAGACAUCCCUGGAGAACCGGAGUCCCAAGGUCUUGUUGCAGCACGUGGCCAACCUUUGCCCCUGCAGCUUGGACACGACCGACUUGCUCGUCGCCUAUUCUGAACACAUGAACCGGCCUGCGGGCUCGACUUCAAUCUCCGAAGCCAUGGAUGUCGACAGGCAAAAGUCCUUUCAAUGCCAGGAUUGGUGUCGCACGCUGGCACGUGCCGCAACAGUCCACUCCUUUGAUGAAGAGGACGUGCGCAAGAUCAUCUGCCAGCACCUCCAGAGCGUAUUCAGACUUUCAACAAUCAACCCAGGUGGUGACGCGUUCAAUGCGGCCCACCAUCUGAUUGCAGAAUAUGGUGCAGGUGGCCUGCCCUGCGCGCAAGAGCUGAUUGCAGAAGCUAUGCUCAGUCGGAUGCGACACAUGAUUUCGACGAAAGAACAGUUUUGGGUGAGCUGGCCACAGAUGUUGUGCUGCAUGGAACAUCUCGAGUCUGUCCUUCGAUCGCUGACCAAGCCUCAGCGGCAGGAAUGGGUAUCCUUGCUGGUCACAGGCCUGCAUCGUGUUGAGUGUCGUUUUGAAUCAUUCGAACAAGCCAAAAAAGCUUCAGCUGCGGAGUAUUUCAAUGAAAAGCAGAAGAGGGUGUUGGAGGACCUGGUGCUCCUCUGGUGUGUUGAUGACGAUCCCGGGCAGACUUACCACGAAGUGAAGCCGCAGUUGCUUGCCUGGCAGAGAUCCAGAGCCUUCCAAGACGUGCGAAACAGCUUGGUGUUCCUCCUCAGAUCCUGA